GUGCAGCCUCAGGGCUUCCGGUCCCGCCGGCGGCUUCCGGUCCCAUCGGCGGCUUUCGGGCCCUGGGCAGCGGGCUUCGGUGCUGCUGGGCAGGGACGGGCUCGGCGCCGUGUCAGCGGGAAGGACCUGCACCGCCCCCCCCCAACCUGCAGGCCUCGGCUCCUCGGUUCCAGGCCCUCAGUCGAGGGGCCUGGGGCUUCUCCAGAAGGGGGUCCUCGGGCCUUCCUGCCGGGGACCCUGCAGCUCUUUGGUUGGGGAACCUCAGGAAUGGAGUCUCGGGCCCCUUGGCCGUGGGCUCCAGGACGCUCACAGAAGCACAGGGAGCUGAGAGAGAAAAGCAGGGCCGGAGGGCAGUUAAAGCGCUGAAACAUUCCACUCAGGACCGUUGCCAUAGGGCACAAGAGACCUCAGUCAUCCCCGAAUACCGUGUGGACUGAAAAAACAAUGCACCACCUAAAAGUUGAGAGUUACGUUUUAUUCGGUGGACAAGACUGAGGACUUAAGCCCGGGACACAGCAUCUCAGAUAACUCAGGGACUGUUCCGAAGAGCCUUCUGACUGCAGGUACCCAGGUAGCCAAAACUUGGACCAAAAGGACCUCCUGGGUAGCACAGUCUCGGAAUGGGGAGAGGAUGGAAAGCCAGCAUGCGGCUUUGAUAAACGCUUGCCCAAUUGGAUCGCAUUCAAGUUGUUUUCUUGUUUCUCUGUGGCCUCUGCCCACUGAAUCGGGGCCCCGGCUGCCUCAGGGGGGAAGCAGACACAGCGAAGAACAAAGAAAUCAAUUGACUUUCCGGAUGAAUUUUUAAAACUCUCAGCAGAGCCUCGGGAUUUGCUCCAGAGACUCAGGCCUCCCUUGGCCUUGGGACCCUCCUAUCCACCUGCCCUGUCCUGUCUCAGCCCAGCCCUGCCGCCCUCCGCUCUCAACGCCCUUGUUCUCCUGAGUCUUCUGUUUUCCUCCAGCCCCCAGGCGAUCCUGUUUCCAGCAGCUGCAGCCUCUUCCCAGCUCCUUCUGGCUGCUUGCCAAUUACCUGGAGGAGCCAGACCCAUCUUGAGGCACCCAGCUCCCGGCCACUCUCCCCCCCCCCCCCCCCCGUCCCCGCCUGCCACGCCCAGGCGUCCGUGACUAGCUGCUGGGCCCGGGAGCCCACGCCCAUGGCAGGGAGAGGCCAUGUGGCCCUCUCACCCUGGCCAGGCCCUCGCUGGCCCCUGCUCCUUGUCAACCUUUGGAGAGGGGUCCCUGUUGGGCCUGCUGGUGGAUGGGCCGCAAGGCCCAGGGCCACUGCCCAGGUUCUGGCCCCAGGUUGGCCAGACAAGUGAGUAAUGGAUUCUCCCUCCCAGCCCAGCUUCUCCCUUAUCAGUGGUAGGAGUUGCUAUGAAUAUUCAUGGCACUCAUGAAUACUCACGCGGGUAAUGACGCGCUCCUCUCUACCCCCUUGCCCUUGAGCACCUCCAUAGCUCUCCAGGCUCCCUGCACCCUCUUCUCUCCUUGACCCCUGCCUAAGGGGGCUGUACCUGCAUUGCAGUGAGGCUGGCAGGAGACCCCGGGUGGGAAAGACCCCUGGCCUGGUGCCCAGGGGGUCUGGGUUCCUGUCUCCACUCUGACCCCAUUCUGCAUGGGAGGGCUGGCUUCCCCUGGGCCUCAGUUUCCCUUCUGACCUCCAUGGGCACCGAGGGUCCGGCCAGGCUGACUGCCCCUGGAACAAACACAUCCUCUGAUUCCACUUUCUGGGCGGGUGCUCCAUUGUGUGGGGACAAAGCUGGGGGCUUGGGUUCUCUGGGGGUGAGCCAGGCAGACUUUGGGUUACCCAGGUGGGUAACCAGAGACGCCUGGGGUCCGAUGUCACGGGCCUGCGGCCAGGGCCUGCUCAGCUAGCUGUCCCUUGGGACUGGGGAGACACAGGUGGGUGGGUGCACUCACCAGGAGGGGUGGGGUCAGCUGACAGGACAGCAAACGCGAAGAGCUGCUGAGCAGGCAGAGAUCCUCUGCUGUGGUCCGUGUUCAAUACCCGUGUCCGCAGGGGAGACCGGAGUGUUUACCUCUAAGAUGAGGUCCAUCUUGAGAGAGUCACCCUCACAAUGCAGUAGAGACACUGGAGGGAAAUAGGGGACGAGGGGCAGAGAUACGGCAGGAGAGUUCAGAUCUGGAGGCUGCGGAGGGGGUGGGGAAAGGGGCGGGAAAACCUUCGAGGUCAGGGUCAGGGUGAGCUGGGGCUUCCCUCUGCCUGGAGGGAGUCAGGCUGCACUGCUCUCGCUGCGUGGCCUUGGGCAGGCCGCCUGGCUCUGCAUCUCAGUGUCCCUCUCUGUGCAUGCCUCUUCCCGCUGUUUUCAAGGCCAGCUACCCUUCCCUGCGUGGGAGGGCCCCACCCUGGGGCAUUUGGCCACUUGUCCGGAGAGGAGCCAGCCUGGGGAGCCGUGACACACCGCAGAGCCCAAAGCUUUGGGAUUCCAAGAGGGCAAACCCUGCCUCUGCGUCUGCCCAGGCUCCCUGCCACCCCAGACCUCUGGGGGUGCUUCCUCUCCCGGCACCUCCGCCCAUGCUGAACCCCGGUUUCCCUGCAGCUCCCUCUUUGCUUGUCUGACUCUCCCUGGGCUGCAAGCCGUGGGCAUCCAGGGCGCCCAGCCCCGUCUCCUGCUGAUGGACUCCCCCAGGGCAAGGAGCAGCUCCUGGCCCGCAGGCCUUUUCCAGGGCUGAGGGUCUCUGGCAGGAGCACAGCGGUGGCCAGCUUGUCGAGGAGAGUAAGCCCUGACCAGCACCUUCCAAGAGUUCUAAGACACGAGGCCCUUUCUGUCCACUGGUCACCAACUAGACUCCACGGACAGCGGCCUCCUUUGCACGUGAGCAAACUAAAGGCUCUGGGGGUCCUGAUCCCUGAUCCCCGUGCUUCCAACACACACUCUGACCCCCGUCCUGGGGCCCUGCCCUGCUCCCUGCAGCCUGGAGUGGAGGCUCGGAGUGGUCCGGCGCUCGCCCAAGGUCGUGCAGGGAGCAGGUGAGGCCAGGCCCCCACCCACGUGCAGUCUGCGCCCCGUCCCACCUUCCCGGGUGGAGGACAGACGGCGGGCCUCUGCCCAUGGGUCUCACUCAGGCUGACCCCGCAUGAGUUCCUUCACCGAGACCCAGCCUUCUCCGUGCUGUUUGCCUAAAUUUAUUCAACUCAGUCUUCCCACAGGAGCCCCACGGCCACUGUCAACAUCUGUGGGGACACAGCCGAGGAAUGCCUAAUGAAGGCUCGGCGUGGCCCCGCCAUGGAGCACAGGCUGGGACAGAUGGUCCAUCAUUACUCAUUUUUAUUAAUUACUAGCUCCGCAUGCCGCGACUGGCCAGCCAGCUCCAGGCUCCUCGGAGGUGCCACGGGCCCAGCUCUUCUGGAAGGAAGAGACGGCCCUUCAUUUAGAUCAGCGUGCCUCCCGGCCUCCUUUGAGCCACAGACAUUUCUGGCUCGCGCGGUCCCUGGGGUGCUGGGCCGGGCGUGGAGCAGCGGUCUUGCAGCUGCCACCUGCCUGAGGGGACUAGGAGAGGGGCCUGCACAGGACAGGAACGGGGGGCUGCUGGAGACCCCGGCCCGGGGCUCGGGCAGGCACAGGACCCCCAGGAGCCAGCUCCGGGCUGUGGCCGCCUCCUGAGCCCUCUCCCUGCUGGCCUCUAGCCUGCGGGGCAUAACCUGCCUCAGAAGGAGCCUGUCUUCCAUCUCCGCCCUGCUGGCCUCGUGAGGGCCUUGGGGCCCGCAGACCCCUGGUGCCGGGGAAGCUUGUGCUCUGGGUGUUGGUCCGGUUGGAGCUCCACAGCCAUCUGCAGAUGCUCUAGACCCUGGCUUGAUCCCCCCCGGGGGCUCCCUGGGCCUCUGGGGCCCCAUAGCCUUGGGUCCCAGCCCAGCAUUGCCUCUGACUUGCAGGGAUGCAGGGUAAAUCCCCCCAUCCCGGGACUUAGCCCCAGCUGCAAGAUGGGCGCACGUCCUCCUUGCAUGCCGGUGGUGGGCGGCCCCAGAACCUGCGCUUCUACUGAUGCUGCGGAACUGGGACCAGUUCUGCUUUGGGCAAGUCCCUUGCCACCCGCAGCCUCCGCGAGGGGUGAUCGUGUCCUGCCGGACCCCCGACGAGAAGGGGGAGAAAGUGCAUGGGGGACGGUGACCCGCCACGUCAGACAGUCCUGGGAGGGGUUCACUGAUGCUGGGGGACGACUGGGGGCCCCAGGCUGUGUCGGGCGCCCUGGGAGCCCGCGUCUCCCUGCGGCCAGGACACCGACUUCCCUCCAGCUUCAGUGUGGCCUGUUAGCCCGGGAGAUGAUGGGACAUGAAGGACAAGAUUUCUAGUCAAUAAAAAGGCGCCGUGGAGGCUUUUUAUAUCUUGCUUCUGUCGCACUGGGUAGGCGUUUUAUCUGCUGCCCACUUGACAGUACAUCACACAGCUGGGUCCCUGCCCUGCUGGUGUCCAUCACAGCCUGUCCCGGGCUGCUGCCCAUUAGCCCGCGAAGCCCAGACUCCCGAGAGGUCAGCUCCAGGGGGCACUGGUGGCUGCACAGCCAGGAGAGCUGGGGACACCUUUGCAGAGAUGCAGGGGAGGCGAGGAGGUGUGGGUGGAGGUCACGUGGGAGGGGGCAGGCAGGGCUGGGCCGAGGACCGAGCUGAGGCCAGGAGCCCUCAGAGGUGGGCCCACCACAGGCUGCCCUGAGAUGGCCCGAGGAGCCGCCCUGUCUGGGGCAGGACGGGGUGCUCAGCUCUUCUCAAGACAGAGCCAGGUGGGACAUGUAGGUGCAUAAACCAGCAGCUACCAGGGCUGAGUAGUGAGCUCCCUGACACUGGAGGAAAUCAAGCACAUCCUGAUGCCCCACUGGGCCAGGAGGCUUGAGUGGGAGAAGAAAGGACAGUAACACAAGGGCCGUGUGUAUUUUUCUCAAAAGUAAUUGAGCGGGGGGGCACGUUGUCCUGCAAGGAGGUGGUGGAGGGCCACCUCCCACACUAGUUGGUGCUUUAAUGGAGGCCCAGGGGCUGGGCAGCCUGGAGGGAUCUGAGGCCUGCAGCUGUAGAUCCCAGGCUGCCCUGCAGAGGCGUCGACAUGGACCCAGGAAGGGGUGGAUCAGGGUGGCUGUGAGGAAGGCCACCCCCUGGACUCUCGUCCACAUGCCUCUGACCCACGGAUCAGGCCAGAGGGAGGGCGCUCGGCCAGGAAGGAUGGAGGCGCUGGCCUCAUUCCUGGAGGAGACUCAAUCAAUCGUUCCCUGCAGCAGGGCACCUCCUGGCCCAGAUCUCCUACUUUGCCUGGUUUUCCAUCCUGACGGGGGCUCAGGGUAAGUGGCCUGUCUGUGGGGGCAGAGGGCCCUCUGGGAAAGGAGAGCAGCUGACACCGAAGCAGGAGAUGGGACGGUCGGUUGGCAUGGAGACUGCCAGGGGGAGGGGCGGAGUUGGCCUCUGUUCCCUGGACCCACUUGCCUGUCCCUCCCCUGGGAUCCCCCCCCCCCAGCCAGGUCAGUUCAAGUCCUGUGAGGGGCACUGGGGCUCGGGGGCACUGGCACAAGCCCUUUCCUGCAAGGUGAUCCCCGACCAGGAACCACGACCCCAGCCCAGGUGAUGGGCGUGCACGGGCACCUGAACCGGCCCAGGACACCCAAGCUGGGCCUGAAGGGCAGAGGCCUGGGGCAGGCUGACCAGCGUGCUGGACAGCAUGCCACGCAGGGGCACAGGCGUAAGCGCAGGCCUGGAGGUGAGGAGGCCACACCCUCAGAAGGGGACGAGCGCCCGCUAGGAUGGUGCCCACUGAACCCAGACCCGCCCUCCUGCCCCCGGGCUCCUGCGCCCCGGGGCUGGGCUGCAGCGGGUCUCCCAGGGAGAAGGGUGGGCAUUGGGGUCCCCACCGAGCAGGGCAGCAGGGCUACACGCUGACGGCCCACCUGUGAGGAAGGGCACGCCUGUGGCUCGGUCCCGAAGCACCUACUGUGAGUACUUUGCCCAAAGGUGGCACUGCUCUGACUGGUCCUGACCCCAGGGGCUCACGUGAGAAGUGGGGGAAGGGCCGGUGCUGCUGCCGCUUUCACUGUCGGCCGGGGCCCACAUGUGUUCAAGGCCACGCCCACCUGUGGCCUCCGACGGCCCCUCCAUCUUGGAGUCCCUGGAGGGACCUGGCGGCCCCCCCGGGGAGCUGUGGUCCCCGGCCUCUCACGCUGUAGGAGACCAGCUCCAGCCCUCAAAGCACGAGGGGCUGCAAGCCCCUUUGGGACAGCUGUCCUAGCCCCACCUCUGCAGCCCCGGGAAAGGCGGCCCGCUAGUUCCCAGAACUUGGAGACGCAAUGGACCCGACCCAGGUGUGAGGCCCCCUCUGUCUGUCCGUCCAUCUGUCCUUCCGGCCCGCAUCCGGUCUGCAAACAUUGGCUGCUCCUUGAUGGUGGCCCUGGGCCGCGCCUGUCAGGGACACAGACCUGACGUCUCAGGGUCCCUGAGGGCAGGGUGCCUCAGCGCGGCCCGAGCUCCGACAGCCCCGGCUGUCGUAAUCCACAUUCCUAAUCGUCAAGAGGGACAAUUCUGGAAAAAAAAAAAAAAAGAGAACGAAAAGCACCAUCAUUCGGCCAGGUCUUACUUCUACGCACACGUACAUUUGUUCUUUGCAAAAUUGGAAUUGAAUUUUCUAUGCAGUUCAUACUCUGUUGAUUUCUCCACCCAACAGCCCAUCGUGUGGUUUAUCCCAGACGCGCGAUGCCCACAAAGACGUGCAUUUCUGCAGCCUCUGGCUUCCAAGGAGGAGACAUGGCCCCCAUUUCCUCCGGUCGGUGUGCAGCUGGCCCCGAGGAGCAGGUGGGGACACAGGUGCGAACAGAGGUCACGCAGGUGAGCAGGAGAGGCCAGAGCUGAGGCCACGGGGGAGCAGCGUGGCGUCUGAAGGCUGGGCAGAUGUCUCUGCCUCCCUCAGACCAAGACACGCCAUGGGAGUGGCGCUGCGAGGCCUCCAGGCGCCCAGCCCCACGAUGGGGAAGAGCGGCCGUGAUGUGCGAACGACUCAGAGCCGCUCAGCGAAACGGCAGCCAACGGACACACACCUUUGGACGGGGUGGAAGGAGCCAGACCCAGGGAGGGCAUAUACUCUAUGACCCCAAGUUUAUGAAAUUCCGGAAGAGAGUAAGCCAACGUACGGUGGGAAAAGUCAGAGCCAGGCUGGCGCGGGGGGCUGGGGCACGUGGGCAUUUUUGGAGCGAAUGUUCUGUCUGUCAAUGGGGGUUUGGGCUGCAGAGCACACAUUAGAGCAUUCGAUGGUCCCCCUGAUGUUUCUACAUUUCAUUAUCAGUUUUACUGCAAAGAAUGAAAAACUCCAUAACGAACAUUGAAGUCUAGUUUGUGCUGUGCGCGCUGCCUGUUUAGGGGUGGCGUGUAUGGACAUCUGCAGCCAGCUGGGAAAGUGGUUGAUUCCUGGGGGCUGGAGAGAAGGGUGAUAAAGUAAGUGGGGCCAGGCGUCUGCUGUGGGCCUUUGGGUGUCACUAUAAAAUUAUAUCAACUCUUCUGUAUGUUGGAAAAUUGGCAAGAUUACAUGUGAAAGCCGAUGAAAGAGCCCCGGUGCUGUAGCCAAGCGGCUGGACCGUGGUAGCUGUUCACUGACCGUGUGUGUGAGACCUUGGGCUAGUUUCUUGGACUCCUGGUGCCUCAGUGUCGCCACGGCAUGAAAGAAUUAACGAGCAUCAAGUACUUACACACAGUAAGUACUGGCGUACAGCAGGUGCUUGAAAAGUGCGCCCUUUGUUGGUAGCAAUUCCAUUGUUGGUAAUCUUGAGUUAUCAGGGCUCCUACAUGUGCUGGAGGCAGCCCGGGAGGCUGACGGAUAAGCCAAGGGCUUGCACUGAGUUCAAGAGUAAAGGGCCCCAAAGAGUCAAAACGAUCUUGCAGAUGAAGAACGAAGCAGAGGGUUCCCACGUCCCACGGUCAGGUUCUACAGGGAACGGGACAGAGGGGUCUGGCAGAAGGAUAGAGACAUAUACACCUAUGGGGUGGAGCUGAGGGUGCAGAAAUAAACCCUUGUAUUUACGGUCACUUUAUUUUUGACAAGGGGGCCAAGAUGAUUCAACGGAGAAGGAACAGUCUUUUCAGCAAAUGGUGCUGGGACCAACAACACGUGCAAAGAAUGGAACUGGACCCCCUUUUCACAGCAUCUGAAAAAUAACUUAAUGGAUCAAAGACCUAAAUAUAAGGGCUGAAACUAUAAAACUCUUAGAAGAAAACAUAGGAGUAAAUCUUCACCUUAGGCAGGGGCUUCUUAGAUACGACAUCAAAAGCACAAGCAACGAAAAGAAAAAAAAAAAUUGGACCUCAUCAAAAUUAAAAACUUUUGUGCUGCAAACAAUUCCAACAAGAAAGUGAAAAAACAACCUAUAGGAAGGGAGAAAAUAUUAGCAAAUUAUAAAUCUAAUUAGGAACUUGUGUCUAGAAUAUAUAAAGAACUCUUACAACUCAAUAAUAAAAAGAUAGAUAGCCUGGUGGCUGUGGACAAGGCCCCUAAUAGACAUUUCUCCAAAGAAGAUUUACAAAGGCCGAGAAGCUCAUGAAAAGAUGCUCAGCAUUAUUAGCCGUUGGGAAAUGCAAAUCAAAACCACAGUGAGAUACCCUUUCGCACCCACUGGGAUGGCCAGAAUCAAACAGACAUAAAAACAAGUGGUGGUGAGGGUGUGGAGAAGUCGAAACAUACACACUGCUGGUGGAAAUAUGAAAUGUUGCAUCCACUUUGGAAACAGUUUGGGAAUUCUUCAAAAUGUUAAACACAGAGUUACCAUAUGACCAGCAAUUCCACUCCUUGGUAUAUACCCAAGAGAAAUGAAAACAUAUGUUAAUGUAAAAACUACGUAAACGUUCAUGGCAGCAUAUUCGUUAAUACCCCCAAAGCGGAAACAACCCAAAUGUCCAUCAGCUAAUGAAUGGAUAAUAAAAUGUGGUCCAUCCAUACAAUGGAAUAUUAUUAGCCAAUCAAAAGGAAUGAAAUUGUGACAUAUGCCACAACAUAUAUGAGUCUCAGCUUUGAAGUUCCUGCAGAAGUCUUCUGGGCAGGCGUUGGGCCAGCCCUAUGGCAUGGCAGUGGAAAUGGGAAGAGAAUGAUUAAUUCAAGAUGCUACAGAGGCAUGUGUCAAAGGGUGCAGGCAUGGAUCCUCCCUUUCCCUUCCUCUCCACAUCUUGCCAUCUCUGUAGAAGUUGGAGAAGAGGGAUCUAGGAUUCUAAACCGUGUAGGCCAAGUAUCUGUCAGAAGGAGAAGCAGUGGAGUAGGAAGAAGGGAAUCUAAAUUUUCCUCGUAGACUUGCUGCCAGCUAACAUUUGACUUGGGCAAGAAACCUCACUUCGUGGGCCUCGUCUUCCUUGCGUGUAAAAUGCUGCUGCUUCAGAUGCUCUCUCAGACUCAUUCAGCUCGUCUUCCACUCUUUUAUUCCAAACGCCUACAUCACAGGUUAACAUGAUUUGAGAUAAACUCCAUACCUGAAAAAACCGAAAAACCGACAACAAAACCGCCUGCAUUUUACCACUAAGACAACACCACUAAGUGAACUUAGCCGGUCACAAAAGACCACAGAGCAUACGAUUCCAUUGAUCUGAAGUGUCCAAAAAAACCAAAUCUACAGAGACAGAGAGUAGGUCGGUGGCUGCCUAGGGCUGGAGGUGGUGGUGGAGAAUGCGGGUGACUGCUAACGGGUACUGGGGUUUCCUCUUGGGGUAAAAAAUGCUCUCAAAUUAGAUGGUUGCACAACUCUGUGAAUACACUAAAAUCCAUUGACUAGCACGCUUGAAAUGGGUGAAGUGUAUGGCAUGUAAAUUAUCCCUCAAUAAAUCUGUUGAAACAAGAGAGCCUUGGGUUCAGGUUCGGACUCGGCUCUCUGGGGCAAGUCUGUCAUUCCAGGAACGAAGUUCAGUCUGAUACGUAAAAUGGGGCUGGAAUGAUUUGCCUUCCCGGGUUAUUGCGGGGACCAGAUGAGAUGACAGAUAUGAAACGAUUUUUCAUUUUAACUUCUGUGUUUAAAGGUAUUACAAAAGGAAAUGUAUGCACAUUGUACAAAAUUCAAAUGGCAGACGUGGGUACUCAGUGAGAAGUCUCAUUUUCUGGGGCGAUGGAAGUUUCAAUAUCUUGAUUGGGGUGGUGAUGACACAGAUGUAUACGUUUGUCAAAACUCGUGGAACUGUACUCUUAAGGAGGUUGAAUUUCAUUGUCAGUAAAUAAUACACACAAGCAAGUAAAAUGUUAUUUUGUUACACCCUUUUUGUACUCGUAAAAAAAAAAAAAAAAGUACUACAUACACUGUUCCUCUCCUUGUUUGUUCCCCUGAAGACCGUUCUGGGAGAUGGACUCAAAUCAGUCUGUGCUUACCCAGCUGCACGUGCCUCCGUGUGGAUGUGUCCCAGCGCUCCACCGCCAGCCGAUAUUUAGGAUGUUUCCAAUCUGCUGCUAUUACAAAGAGUGCUUCAGUGAAUAACCUUGAAUGCAGUAAUAUAUCAUUCUUCACGUUUGUGAGCAGUCUCUGGAGGACAGAUUCCUAGAAGUACAUGCUGCGCCAAAGGAUAUAUGUAUUUGUAAUUUGGACAUUGUUUCAGAUGUUCCAAGAGUGCCUGCUUCCCUAUACCAUUGCAACAUGGUGUCAUUAAACUUUACUCUUUGCCCAUUGGAUCAAUGAAAAACCAUCUUUGAGAGUAAUUUUAAUUUGCAUUUCUGUUGUUAAGUGUGAGACUGGGCACUUUUUGUAUAUAUAAGUGUUAUUUUUAUUUCCUUUUCUGUUCAUAAUCUCUGCUCACUUUUUUCCCUCUUGGGUAUAUUUUUUUAAUUGAUUUGUAAGAGCUCUUUACAUAUGAGGAUAAAGGAUCUUUGCUUGGAUAUAAGUUGGACAUAUUGCUUCUUUUAUGGCUUUUGGGUUUUAUGUUGUUUGUUGUUACUGUGAAGUUCUGGGCACAGGAAGAGACAGUCUCCAUUUUUCUCUGGGUACCAUCUCCCAGGAUGGGGGUGGGGAGGGCUCCUCUCCACAUUAAUCCCGGCCACUUGUGUCCCUCUGCUCUUUCCCUGCGUUCUCUCAGGUGACUGACUGACCUGCCUGGGUCAGCUCCUCCCAGCCAGGCCAUCGUUAGAGGAGAGAGGAGCCAUGACGGGGGUGUGGAGAAAUGUGAGGCCCUCAUCUAUUCUGAAACUCGCUCAGUCACCCCUCCUGUGCUGCUCGGGUGUAUGGCACCUGGAUUCAGAGGUGGGUCAGACUGUCCUGCUCUGCUGAGUUCACAGUCUGGUGGAAAAUCCAAUGUGUGGAAGCUGCCUUGGUGACACCGUGUCCUGCACUUUGUCUGGACCCGUGCUCUCCCUCUGUGUCCUGAAACGAGGAUGUGAUGCCUACGACCCCCUUGGGGAGGAACACACCAGCCUGGUCUUCUCAGACAGGCCAGGUCAUCGGCGGGCCCUGACCCGGAGCAGGACCGGCUGGAGCUGGAGGACGCCCGGGCCGAUGGGGAAGGAGGCCCCGGUUCCGGCAGGACGCCGGCGGAUGGCGAGAGGCGGCUGGCCGUGAGGGAGGCGCUCCCUCCGCCCCCAGCACUCGGGCCGCCCGGCCAUGCGGCUCGGCCCGGUGCGCCCCUGAGAGCGCGGGCGCCCUCCCCUCCCGCCACCCCGUGCCCCCGGGCAGGCCGAGCGGGCGCUCCCGCAGGGCUGGUCCCGAUGGCCGGGUGCCGGCAGGCUGCGCCGUGGGCCUGGGCGUGCGUGGCGGCGGCCGCCCUGCUGCUCGCGGGCGGGCUGGUGCGCGGCGACUGCUGGCUGAUCGAGGGCGACAAGGGCUUCGUGUGGCUGGCCAUCUGCAGCCAGAACCAGCCGCCCUACGAGGCCAUCCCGCAGCAGAUAAACAGCACCGUCGUGGACCUGCGGCUGAACGAGAACCGCAUCCGCAGCGUGCAGUACGCCGCGCUGAGCCGCUUUGGCAACCUCACGUACCUCAACCUCACCAAGAACGAGAUCGGCUACAUCGAGGACGGCGCCUUCUCGGGCCAGUUCAACCUGCAGGUGCUGCAGCUGGGCUACAACCGGCUGCGCAACCUGACGGAGGGCGUGCUGCGCGGCCUGAGCAAGCUGGAGUACCUGUACCUGCAGGCCAACCUCAUCGAGGUGGUGGCGCCCGGCGCCUUCUGGGAGUGCCCCAACAUCGUCAACGUCGACCUGUCCAUGAACCGCAUCCAGCGGCUGCACAGCGCCACCUUCGCGGGCCUGGCCAAGCUGUCCGUGUGCGAGCUCUACAGCAACCCCUUCUACUGCUCCUGCGAGCUGCUGGGCUUCCUGCGCUGGCUGGCGGCCUUCACCAACGCCACGCAGACCUACGACCGCGUGCAGUGCGAGUCGCCGCCGCUCUACUCGGGCUACUCCCUCCUGGGCCAGGGCCGCCACGGCCAGCGCAGCGUCCUCAGCAAGCUGCAGUCCGUGUGCACCGACGCCUCCUACGCGGCCGAGACCCGCCCGGCGCCCGGCCGCUCGCCGCCGCCGCCCCCCGCGCCGCCCGCGGAGCCCAGCGAGGGCCCCUGCGCCGAGGAUGAGUGCUUCUCCGGCGACGGCACCACGCCGCUGGUGGCCCUGCCCACGCUGGCCCCGCAGGCCGAGGCCCGCCCGCUCAUGAAGGUCACGCAGCUGACGCAGAACUCGGCCACCAUCACGGUCCAGCUGCCCAGCCCGUUCAACCGCAUGUACACGCUGGAGCACUUCAACAACAGCAGGUCGUCCACCGUGUCCAGGCUGACCCGGGCCCAGGAGGAGAUCCGCCUGACCAACCUCUACGCGCUCACCAACUACACCUACUGCGUGGUCUCCACCAGCUCGGGGCUGCAUCACAACCACACCUGCCUCACCAUCUGCCUGCCCAAGCCGCCCAGCCCGCCGGGCCCCGUGCCCGGCUCCUCCACGGCCACGCGCUACAUCAUGACCGUCCUGGGCUGCCUCUUCGGCAUGGUGCUGGUGCUCGGCGCCGUCUACUACUGCCUGCGGCGGCGGCGGCGCCGGGAGGAGCAGCAGCAGAAGGCCGCCGCGGCGGCCGCGGCCGGCAGCCUCCAGAAGACGGUCAUCGAGCUCAAGUACGGGCCCGAGAUGGAGGCGCCCGGCCUGGCCCCGCUGUCCCAGGGCCCGCUGCUGGGCCCCGAGGCCGUGACCCGCGUGCCGUACCUGCCGGCGGCCGCCGGCGAGCUGGAGCAGUACAAGCUGGCGGAGGGCGGCGAGACGCCCAAGGCCAGCAAGGGCAGCUACCUGGAGGUGCGUUCAGGGGGGCAGGCGGAGCGCAGGGACGGGGGGCCGGGCCCCGACAGCCGCAGCUCGGUGGCCGAGAUCUCCACCAUCGCCAAGGAGGUGGACAAGGUCAACCAGAUCAUCAACAACUGCAUCGACGCCCUCAAGUCCGAGUCCACCUCCUUCCAGGGCGGCAAGGCGGGGGCCGCGGCCGAGCCGCAGCUGGUGCUGCUGUCCGAGCCGCUGGCCGGCAAGCACGGCUUCCUGGCGCCCGCCUACAAGGACGCCUUCAGCCACAGCCUGCAGCGGCAUCACAGCGCGGAGGCCGCCCCCGGGGCCCCGCGCGCCAGCACCUCGUCCAGCGGCUCCGCGCGCAGCCCGCGGCCCUACCGCGCCGAGGCCGCCGAGGCCAAGUACAUCGAGAAGAGCUCGCCCGCGGCCGACGCCAUCCUCACUGUGACCCCCGCGGCCGCCGUGCUGCGGGCCGAGGCUGAGAAGAGCCGCCAGUACGGUGAGCACCGGCACUCGUACCCCGGCUCCCACCCCGCCGAGACGCCCCUGCCCCACGAGGGCCCCGGCGGCCGCAAGGCGUCCAUCCUGGAGCCGCUGACCCGGCCGCGGCCCCGCGACCUGGCCUACUCGCAGCUGUCCCCGCAGUACCAUAACCUGAGCUACUCCUCCAGCCCCGAAUACACCUGCAGGGCCUCCCAGAGCAUCUGGGAGCGCUUCAGACUGAGCCGCCGGCGGCACAAGGACAACGGGGAGUUCGUGGCGGCCGGCCACGCCCUGCGCAAGAAGGUCCAGUUCGCCCAAGAUGAGGACCUGCACGACAUCCUGGACUACUGGAAGGGCGUGUCCGCACAGCACAAGUCCUGAGCCCCCCCCCCCCCCCCGCCAGGCGCCCGGUGCCCGCGCCCUCCCCGAAACUCGUGAUGCCCACUGGACCAAAAAGGACACAAGAGCCACUGCAGCUGUUUGUAACCCAGAGACCCACGGGACACACCCACACACACACGCUAGCAGCUGUUAAAGCCCUGGGCUUUGCAGAGGAAGCGGGGAGGGGGCACUGACAGUAUGAACGGGAGGUGAACCGUGGCUGAGCACGUGUACCUGCCCUGAGUCAUUCUCACCGGUGUGAGCGGGCCCGUACACACACACAGACACACACAGACACACCACCACACAGACACACCACACACCCCCCCCCAAACACACACCCACACACACCACCACCACCACACAGACACACCACAC
Molecule: messenger RNA, 14435 nt
Organism: Orcinus orca (killer whale)
Lineage: Eukaryota; Metazoa; Chordata; Mammalia; Artiodactyla; Delphinidae
Gene: ELFN1
Product: extracellular leucine rich repeat and fibronectin type III domain containing 1
Exons: 8
Coding region: 11640-14057 (805 amino acids)
Cellular component (GO): plasma membrane
Molecular function (GO): protein binding
Source: RefSeq, a predicted model, not a curated record